Cylicostephanus goldi is the source of this 291-nucleotide messenger RNA. The record is from the annotation of a GenBank genome assembly. NCBI's taxonomy places the organism in Eukaryota, Metazoa, Nematoda, Chromadorea, Rhabditida, Strongylidae.
CUUAUCUGUACAUUUGCAUUAUUCGCUGCCUUACUAAUCCCGAAUCUUUGUGUGGCAUUUCUUGUCUCUGUAGCUUUCGCUCUAUUAUCUGUCAUACUAAGAACGCAAUGGACAAAAUGUGAUGUUAUGGUACGGGUAGCUGAUAAUUAUUUCGGGGAAGAAAACAGGUACGAAGGAGAAUGCCCGGACUCUCCUUUCUACAUUUUGCGCAUAAAUACUCCGCUCAUAUUUUUGAAUUGCGAAGCUGUUCGAGAAGCUAUACGAGCACAAGCGGUGGCUGUGAAAAGGUAA